This is a messenger RNA of Cuculus canorus (common cuckoo), 5993 nucleotides long. Its product is annotated as acyl-CoA (8-3)-desaturase. Gene Ontology annotation, cellular component: membrane. The transcript has 12 exons. The record is from RefSeq and is a predicted model, not a curated record. Gene Ontology annotation, biological process: lipid metabolic process. Gene Ontology annotation, molecular function: oxidoreductase activity, acting on paired donors, with oxidation of a pair of donors resulting in the reduction of molecular oxygen to two molecules of water. NCBI's taxonomy places the organism in Eukaryota, Metazoa, Chordata, Aves, Cuculiformes, Cuculidae. Bases 98 to 1444 code for a protein of 448 amino acids.
CUGUAUAAUGGGCAGGUUGAGAUGGGUCACCAUCUUUGCAGUGCUGCAAAGCUUAGACUAGUGAUACUCAGUGCUGACUACACAUCUGCCAGUACAGAUGGCUCCACAGACUGGCUCCACUGAAAAGGAGAUGCGACCUGUUUCAGCCUUUCUACAGCUUUUCACUUGGGAAGAGGUCAGAAUCCACAAUGGCCGCAGCCAAGGUCAGGAGCAAUGGCUGGUGAUUGACAGGAAAGUUUACGAUGUCAGCAAGUUUUCCAAACGACAUCCUGGAGGCAGCCGAGUUAUUAGCCACUAUGCUGGGCAAGAUGCUACGGACGCCUUUGUAGCAUUUCACAAUGAUAAGUCUCUGGUGAAAAAAUACUUGAAAUCUCUGCUAAUUGGGGAGUUGGCACCGGAUCAACCCAGCUUUGAGUCUAAUAAAAAAAAAUCACUUUUAGAGGAUUUUCGUGAGCUGCGCUGCACUAUUGAGAAGAUGGGACUUCUGAGACCAAACUACACCUUUUUCUUCCUGAUUUUCCUUCACUUCCUAAUGUUGGAUGCUGCAUCCUGGCUUGUGGUCUGGUACUUUGGGAUAUCCUUAGUGCCUUUUGUCAUUGGCAUGAUGCUCUUCACCACAGCUCAGAUCCAGAUGGGCUGGUUCCAACACGAUCUGGGGCACUGCUCUGUCUUCAGAAAUCCCAAAUGGAAUCGACUUCUACAGAUCAUUGUGAUAAAUGUUCUGAAGGGGUUACCAGCCAGCUGGUGGAAUCACUUGCACAACCAGCACCAUGCCAAACCCAACUGCUUCCGCAAAGACCCUGACCUCAACAUGCACCCUCUCCUCUUCAGCUUGGGAAAGACACUCUCCGUAGAGCUUGGAAAAGAGAAGAAGAAGUUCAUGCCUUACAAUUAUCAGCAUAAGUAUUUCAUCAUUUUGGCCCCACUUGCAAUUAUACCCUUCUUCCAGCUGUCUAUCUUCUACUUCGCAAUCAAGAGGAAAAAGUGGUUGGACCUGUUUUUGAUUGUAUUUUUCAACAUCCGAGUCUGCCUCAUGUAUGUUCCUUUAAUGGGAUUUAACAAUUUCAUGGUGUACUACUGGCUGUCCAGGUACCUAGAGAGUCACUGGUUUAUUUGGGUAACACAGAUGAAUCACAUCCCUAUGGACAUUGAUUAUGAUAAGAACAAAGACUGGGUAUCUACUCAGGUCCAUGCAACAUGCAAUGUAAAGCAAUCUUUGUUCAAUGACUGGUUUACUGGGCAUUUGAACUUCCAAAUCGAGCACCACCUCUUCCCCACAAUGCCUCGACACAACUACUGGAAAGCAGCUCCUCUGGUGAAAGCCCUUUGUGAUAAGCACGGCAUUGAGUACAAAAGCAAGACUUUGCUGACAGCCUUUGUAGAUAUUUUGAAUUCGCUGAAGGAUUCUGGGGAGCACUGGCUUGAAGCGUAUCUGCAUGGGUAGAAACUGGUACCUCUCAAAAGGAACCUCUUCACCAUGAAAAUGCUGCAAAGAGUCAGCAUGGACCAACUGCGUGUGUGUUGGGAAGGGUGGCAUAGAAACUUGGGAGAUGGGCAAAGCUAAUUUCAAUAAGACUAGGGGGAAAGUGGGUUAAAGAUACAUUUUUUUUUUGCCUUGUUCCAAACCAUGAAGAUUUUUUUCCUGCUCUUAAAUUCAGCAUUUAGAGCCAUGAUGAACUGGGCCUUUAACAUGGGGAGACAUAGCUCUUGAAUCAGCUCGAGCAGUUCACUUCUUUGGAGGUGCCAGCUCAUUGCUUAUGGAAAAAGCUUGAAAGGAAACUCCUCAUAGAGUCAAAGAAUCAUAGAAUGGUUUGGGUUGGAAGAGAGCUUUAGAGAUCAUCUGUUUCCAAAUCCUCUGCCAUGGGCAGGGACAUCUUUCACCCAAAGAUUAGGUUGCUUAGAGCCCUAUGAAACCUAACCUUGAACACCUCCAGAGAUGAGGCAUCCACAACUUUUCUUGGCAGCUGUUCUAGUGCCUCACCACCCUCAUAGUAACAAAUAUCUUCCUUGUAUUUUAUCUAAAUCUAACCUCUUCCAGUUUAAAACCAUUGCCCGUUGUGCUGUCACUACAAGCCGUGUUAAAAUGUUUCUUUCCAUCUUUCUUGUAAGCCCUCUUUCAGUAUUGAAAGGGCGCAAUAAGGUCUCCUUACUGGUUUUGGCUCAGUGGAUCGGUGAAAAUGGGAUAGGACAAAGCAAACUGCAGGACAUCAAGACACAUUAGGAUGGGGAGGAUCUUUAAAGGAUAUUGUGGAAUAGAUAAAAUAAGUAUGCAAAGUAGAAGAUGGCCUUGGAUACAUCCCAUCACUAGUGACUAUAUGUACACUGAUUGCUGUAACUACUUAGGUGUUCUGACCAGCACUCUUCAUGGGUUGCAUAAGGAAGCAGGUCACUAAAUGCCAAGUUUUGUACCUGUAAUAGCUUGUUCGAGUACCGUGCAAAGCAUCUGUACAGAAUGUAUUAUUUAUAUGCAUAAAUACAUAUAUAUUUUAAUGGAGUGAUGGCUGAGUUGUCUGAUUAACUUUCUGAUGUAGAACAGCUUUAAAUGUGACUGAGGAGUAGGUCCAGAUUGCAAGGUUAUUUAGGUCAAUCCUGCUUUUAUUGAGUUUUAUAUAUAUAAAUUUUUAUGUAAAUGCUUACUUCCUGGUGAGUCCAAAGACCUGUAGAUGUCUACAUUGGUUUUUAGACAACUAAGUAUGCUUGUGUAGCUAUACCCAGAAAAGGAAUUAAAACAUACUUCAUUCCAUCAUUCCAUGCAGGUGUCUUUGGGCCUUGCACACUUUUCUUCUUUUUCACCAAAAAAAAUCUCCUUUCCUGUAACUGUCUUACCAGUUUUGUACCUGGUAUUUAGCUGUUUGGCCUCAAGAAGGACCUAGUCACUCCAUGCACUGGUCCACAGCUUCUGCUAAUGGAAUGUAUAAGGACCACCUGUAGAGAGGCACAGUAGCUCUCCAAGAAUACGUGUUUUUGGAGAGAGCCAACAAAAUGAAAUAGCUAAGAGAGGACCUAUAGAAUCAUUAAGCUUGGAAAAGACCUCUGAAAUCAUCCAGUCCAAUCAUCAGCCGAACACCACCAUGCCUACUACACCAGUGGAAUAGUGGAAUCUCUUCACUGAAAGUGUUUUAAGCUUUAUGGAAAAGGUAAAAUGUAAAUUAGGAGAGAUGAGCAGCGAAUAACAGACAAAAGAAACAGAGGAUGCAUGAAAGAACAAGGAGAUGUGUAGAUACCAAUUAAUAGCAGAUAACUAUCAUACAUAGCUCCUCUGUAUGAUUUUUAGAUUGAAAUUCAAUACCUGUUUUAGAAAGAGCGCGUAACCUCUGGUUUAUCUUGCUGAUUUUGCAAAGGAAUGAUGAUAAAAUGAUGACACAAUGAUGACAUUUUCUAAUUGAUUUCUAUCUAAUAUACUUCGUUAAGACAGUUCAGCCAUACUGGCAGAACGUGAAGGGGCUGGAGAACAAGUCUUACGAGGAGCGGCUGAGGGAACUGGGGUUGUUUAGCCUUGAGAAGAGGAGGCUGAGGGGAGACCUUAUUGCUCUCUACAACUACCUGAAAGGAGGUUGUAGAGAGGAGGGAGCUGGCCUCUUCUGCCAAGUGUCAGGGGACAGGACAAGGGAGAAUGGCCUCAAGCAGCACCAGGGAGGGUCAGACUGGACAGCAGGAAAAAAAUUUUCACAGAAGUGGCCAUUGGGCACCGGCAGAGGCUGCCCAGGAAGGUGGUUGAGUCACCAUCCCUGGAGGUAUUUAAAAGACAGGUGGAUGAGAUGCUCAGGGGCAUGGUUUAGUGGUUGGUAGGAAUGGUUGGACUCGAUGAUCCUGGAGGUCUUUUCCAACCUAGUGAUUCUGUGUACUGUACUGUGUUCACCUAACUGACUAAACCCACAAAUGGCAAACAAGUAGACAAUUUGCCCAUAAGAGCUAAGACUACCUGGAAGAGAAGCAGUUCUUCUCUGCUGUUCAUAUCCACAACUCUAUGCCCCAGCUUUCAGUGGACAACCCGUUCAAUAGAGGAAGACAUGAAAGAUAUUGAAGUGAGAUACUACCGUGAAUAACAUGAUCCAUCUGCAAUCCAUUGAUGGGCAACUUCAUAUAUUACAAGCUACAGACAACAACAGCCAUCUUCUAGGCAGCAAAUACUAUCAAGCUCAGUGCACAAAGGAGAAAGAGAUUGGACUUUUUAUAUUUACUUUUGUUCUUUAAGUACAUCUCAAUUUAUUCUUUUUAUUUACAUUUUUGUGUGUCUGUGUGCAUAUAUUAAUAACGCUGUUCUCGUUAUUUCUUAGUAAUUGCUGACAGAGGUCAUUGUAAAGGAUUAAAAAAGUAGUUGUUAAAACACUGCUGUGGAUGCAAUUUGGAAAUCCUUUCUAAUUAAAACCAAGAACUAAAUUCUGUGUUCCCAAAUGCAAGGUUGGUUAGAAUGGUGAUAUCCAAAAAUUAAGAGACAGACAAUCAGAAAUGGAGAUGAUGUCUCCAAUGAUGUUUGAUGACGCAAGAUAUUCCAGCUUACCACCUAAAACGUCAUUUCUUUAGGCGUCACCUGCAGCUGGCUCUGUAGGUGUGUUGUGCUAAAAAGUUAAAGCUCUUUAAAUGCUGAGCUAUGCUCCUGUGCAUGUACAGAACUGCCUUGAUCGGAGCAAUUUUCAUCUUAUCACCCACCUAAGGGUGGGGCAUAUUCAGUUUUCCAGUCUGCCAUAUCCCCUGAGGAACCUGAUCCCAUAGGCAUGCCUGGAACAUGCUUGACAUAGUGGCAGGACUGUGCUUUUCAAAGGACAUUUAUGUUUAUUUUCUUUCUAAAAUGGAUCUGUGUAACCAUUGAUUUUCCAUCAUACAGUGGUCAUACAGUUAUUAUGGCAGUAUAAUUCCCCAGGUUUGAUUCUCUCCCUAGCAAAAGUUGUUAAAAGCCAUAAUGCCCACCUUUUACCCGCAUAUGGAAUGGAUUGUGCCAUGCUCCCCUCUCUUUGAAAGAUGCACCACAGUGCGAAAAAGAGCUCAAGACUUGCAGAACUGGCCUCUUGUUUAUGGUAUUUCUUGUCUGGUUCUCAGAAUACUUUUUGGACGGGAAUUCAAUCCCCAUUUUAGAUGGUUUCUACACCUUAGAUUCAAUGGCUACUGGUACUUGCAAGAGUAAUUUCUGUCCUUUGUAACUGCAUUCAUAAGAGUGAUACGGUAUCUAAGCUGUUAUCUUAGGCAAUCUGGGUCCUUGUGUUGUACUUCUCAGCCCCUACUUGCUCAUACUCCACAAAGAACUAGAAAAUGUUGUGUCAGGACUGAGUCAUUUGUUCAAAAGCUGGUUUUUAUACCCUUCUUUUGCAAAUUGCUAUCAAGGAACAUGCCCUAUGCACCCACUGCAGUCUGAAAAACACCUUGAUGGGUCUCUAGAACUAAGAAGCAACAAUUUAAAAUCAGGACAGUGCCUCUCCUGCCCCUCCUUCCGCACUCAUUACUGCUGUCGAGAAUAAGAUGACGAUGUGCCUUGGCUACUAAAGCAUGAACAGUUGUACACAUAAAUCCAGGACAAGCUCAGAGUGAGAAACAGAGAUUACUGGAAAGCCUACAGAAGCUUGUGCAAGAUGAAGAGGUAAUUUUUUAUGAUGCUGUUGUAAGAGCCAGUUGGAAACAACUGUUAUGGUAUGUGAUGUCUUCUGUUACACAGUGCUGGUGUAAGAGUCAGCUACAAGUUAGACUGCAGGUACAAGUUAGAGUCUGAAUGAAGCCAACUUGCUAAUUCCCUAGCUCCCAACAAUGUGUUUGGUGCCCAACAUGCAAACUUUGCCUUGCAGUAUUUUCAAGAGCCAGUAAUGGGCUCUUUAAUCAACUGUUGAGUUCAAGUGGUCACCUGGACACAGGGAAAUAAAGUGAAGAAGAGGCCAUUGUGAUUCUACAUUAAUAUGACUCAUCAUGCUUUCCUUUACAGCUGAAAAUGCUGUUGCAUUGUCAAUGUGUAUAGAGGUGUUGCCAGAUGCAAUUCCAUGAGAACAGUGUAAUCUCUGUUCUUAAUG